This is a messenger RNA of Ornithorhynchus anatinus (platypus), 968 nucleotides long. Its product is annotated as nuclear factor interleukin-3-regulated protein-like. Gene Ontology annotation, molecular function: DNA-binding transcription factor activity; DNA binding. The record is from RefSeq and is a predicted model, not a curated record. Bases 119 to 856 code for a protein of 245 amino acids. Gene Ontology annotation, biological process: circadian rhythm; regulation of DNA-templated transcription. Gene Ontology annotation, cellular component: nucleus. The transcript is spliced from 2 exons. Lineage: Eukaryota; Metazoa; Chordata; Mammalia; Monotremata; Ornithorhynchidae.
CUGGGUGAGCGCAGAUCCCCGGCUGAACCCGGCCAGAAGCGGCAGGGCGGACGGACUCGAGCGGGAACCGAGAGGUGCCCCGAGGCCGUCCCCUGACCUUUCUUCCAUAAGUGUCAGCAUGGCAGAGCCCGGCCCCUCAGAGCCUCCAGGUCUGCAGACACCUGGGGCCUGCUUCACCAAAGAGGAGGCACCGUCCCCGCUGAGCCCCCACGGUUUGCGGCCCCAGUCUCUGCCUGCAGGCCCCGCCAGGCCACCACCCGCCUCGGCCCUGAGGCGCAAACGCAAGUUCACCCCGGAAGAGAAGAAAGACGAAGGCUACUGGGAUCGGCGAAAGAAGAACAACGAGGCCGCUAAGCGCUCACGGGAGAAGCGGCGGGUUAAUGACUUGGUCCUGGAGCAGCGGGUCAUGACCCUUCUGGAAGAGAACGCCCAACUUCGGGCCGAGCUGCUGGCCCUCAAGUUUCGCUUCGGUCUCCUGGGUGAGGAUCCACCACCCCCCUGCUGCCCAGAGCUGUCUAUCUUCUCCGAGGACUCGGGCUUUUCUGCUCCCGGCAGUCCUGAGCUGGCAGAGUCACUUGGUGAAAUGGGCAGUGCCCGCUCAGAAGCCAGAAGCCUCCUGCCCCACAAGCUGAGGUUCAAAGCCGCUUCAGAGCCUGAGGAACCCGGAGCUGAAGGGAGUGACCGCCUAGUGGGACGAGCCAGUGGGGUGCCCCUGUUGGCCUGGCACGGCCCACCAUGCCCUCCGACGCCUACCUCAGCGAACAGCAGCCUCCACACCCAGCUUGCGUCUCUCUCAGCUGAAGUGGCCCAACUCAAGAGACUCUUCUCAGAGCAAAUCCUGGCCAAGAUGAUAUGAGGGCUAAGGGAGUCGGAGGAUGGGGAGAAAAGAGGAGAGAGGACACGAGCUGUGCCUAUCCUUCAGUGCCUGUUUGUACCUAUGGGACUGAGAAUAAAAUGUGUUUCCUGCA